AUAGAUGGGGAGGCUGAGAAGCAAAGAAACUAAAAUAAACAAAUUAUUUAAAGUAAUAUAUAUUUGUAUAUAUAGGUAGAUAUGUGCAUGCGUUUGAGUUUUCAACAACAAAAGAAGAGCAUUUAUGGAAAAUUGUAUGUUGGCAGAUGAAACAUUGAAGAAGGGCAAUAAAAGGGGCAUUGCUAAUUAGUUGGGUAGUUCUGAGAGAUUUUAAUUCACAUACUUACUGCUUUGCUUCCAAGUCUUGCUUUCCUUUCCUUCCCCUACCUUUCGGUAACAUCAAAAAACAAUCUUUAAAGUUAAUAUUAUUUUUCUUAUUCUGUGUGUGUGUGUAUGUGUUUGAAUCCAAUGCAAUAUUUCCAGGCAAUGAUGAUCUUGAUGCUGAUGGUGAAGUAGGUUAUUUAUCAUCUUUCACCAACCUUCAUUUUCAGCAUUUAUUUAGACAGACUGUGUAAAGAGUCCUUUUCCUGAUCUCUUGUUUAUUGAGGGUUUGGUUUUGGUUUUGGUUUUGUUUUUGCACUGAAUGAAUUAAACAUGGGAGCUGCUGUUCUUCCUUAUUUUCUUCUUCUUCUUCUAGCUCUCAUUUCUCUCCAGCGAUUUGGGGUUGUUUCUGGUUUAGAUUACAGUCAAGUUAGUCCUUUGAGGCUUGAAAGAAUUCAGAAGCAUUUGAACAAGAUUAACAAGUCUCCUGUCGUGACCAUUGAGAGCCCAGAUGGAGAUAUCAUAGAUUGUGUUCAUAAAAGAAAACAACCAGCUCUCGAUCACCCUCUAUUAAAAAAUCACAAGAUCCAGAAAGUGCCCCCAGUAAUGCCUACUGGAAUGAAAACGAUGAAGAAACAAGAAGAAGAAGAGACAACAGCAGCCUCAAAGAGCAAUAACCCAAGUAAUAAAAAUUCAGAACUACUGAAAAGUGCAUGGCAAAUAUGGCAUAGAAAUGGAACAAGGUGUCCAAAGGGAACAGUUCCAAUCCGUCGGAGCUCGGUUGACGAUGUAUUGCGAGCCAAGUCGUUGUUUGAUUUCGGAAAGAAACAACGUAAAAUCGGCCUUGAUCGGAGAGCCGACGCUCCCGACGUCGUCAGCGGCAAUGGCCAUGAGCAUGCAAUCGCCUACACUGGAACAUCAAAAGAGGUGUAUGGGUCCCGAGCUACCAUAAACGUGUGGGACCCGUCGAUCCAAGUGGUCAACGAGUUCAGUCUAUCACAGAUUUGGAUUCUUUCGGGAUCAUUCGAGGGCUCAGAUCUCAACAGCAUAGAAGCUGGAUGGCAGGUCAGUCCGGAGCUUUAUGGUGACAGCAGGCCAAGGUUGUUCACGUAUUGGACGAGCGAUUCAUAUCAAGCCACAGGAUGCUACAAUCUUCUUUGUGCUGGAUUCAUACAAACAAAUAGUAGAAUAGCCAUUGGUGCUGCCAUUUCUCCUGUUUCUUCCUAUGCCAAUAAUCAAUAUGACAUUACCAUCCUCAUAUGGAAGGAUCCGAAGAUUGGAAAUUGGUGGAUGGGAUUUGGCGAUAACACUCUUGUGGGGUACUGGCCGGCUGAGCUAUUUACACACUUGGCAGACCAUGCCACCAUGGUGGAAUGGGGCGGCGAGGUGGUGAACUCAAGGGCCAACGGCGAGCACACGUCCACCCAAAUGGGUUCAGGCCAGUUUGCGGAAGAUGGGUUCGGAAAAGCAAGCUAUUUCAGGAACCUGGAGAUUGUAGAUUCUGAUAACAGCCUGAGCUCGGCACUGGACAUCUCAAUUCUAGCGGAAAACACAAACUGUUACAACAUUAAGAGCUCCUACAACAACGAAUGGGGCACAAGUUUUUACUAUGGAGGGCCUGGAAGAAAUCCGCAAUGCCCAUAAUCAUCAUUAUUGUCUUCCUUAAAAAAAAAAAAAGAAGAAGAAGAAGAAGAAGAAAAUUCGGUAUCAAUUAUAUUCUUUGAUCGUGUAAUUAUGAAAAUUUAUGCUAUUUCCGUACCUGUUUUUGCUUAUUCUAAAUUUUUGGUUUUGGUAGAUGUGAGGGAAAUGUGUAAUAUUUUUCAGCAAGACAAUCUGGUAUUUUGCUCAAAUAGGCAUGGAAAUAGCAGCAUCUCUUAUAUGCUAAUUUUAACCUUAUUAA
Messenger RNA from Mangifera indica (mango), 2101 nucleotides. RefSeq lists its product as uncharacterized. NCBI's taxonomy places the organism in Eukaryota, Viridiplantae, Streptophyta, Magnoliopsida, Sapindales, Anacardiaceae. The transcript has 7 exons. The record is from RefSeq and is a predicted model, not a curated record. Bases 535 to 1845 code for a protein of 436 amino acids.